This is a messenger RNA of Gasterosteus aculeatus aculeatus (three-spined stickleback), 1480 nucleotides long. RefSeq names its product cytochrome c oxidase assembly homolog 11 (yeast) (gene cox11). The record is from RefSeq and is a predicted model, not a curated record. NCBI's taxonomy places the organism in Eukaryota, Metazoa, Chordata, Actinopteri, Perciformes, Gasterosteidae. Gene Ontology annotation, molecular function: copper ion binding. Gene Ontology annotation, cellular component: mitochondrial inner membrane.
AAAUCGGAUUGUCCUGUGGAACCUUUAAGCGCUCGUGUGAGCGGGGAGCUAAUUGUGUGAUGCACACGUGUUACGUGUGUUUCUUUCCGUGUUUUGUAAUGAGCAGCGGUGAAUGGCAAAGGACUCUUCUUCUUCUUCUUCGAAGGUGAGCCGGACCCCCCCAGCAUGCUGCUCCCCGUCCUGCUGCGUCCGUCCCGCUGCUGCGCUCGGGUCUCUGGGAUUUUGACACAGUGCGUCCGGACACCGUCCUCCCCGGCCGGGCACUUCCUGCUCCGCCCGCACAGCCGGGGCCUCAAGGGUGGAGGCAGGAAGUCCCAGAGCCAGGAGGAGAGGUGGAGGAGCAGGAACAAGACGGUGCUGACGUACAUCGCCGCGGCUGGCGUGGGGAUGAUUGGCCUGACGUACGCCUCCGUGCCGCUGUACCGCCUCUACUGCCAAGCGUCCGGCCUCGGCGGCGCAGCGGUGGCGGGGCACGACACGGAGCAGGUGGAGACGAUGGAGCCGGUGAAGGGACGCGUGCUGAAGAUCUCCUUCAAUGCCGACACCCACGCCAGCAUGCAGUGGAACUUCAGACCGCAGCAGAGCGAGAUCUUCGUGGUCCCGGGUGAGACGGCGCUGGCGUUCUACCGAGCAAAGAACCCCACCAACAAACCCAUCAUUGGCAUCUCCACCUACAACGUGGUGCCCUUCGAUGCGGGCCAGUACUUCAACAAGAUCCAGUGUUUCUGCUUCGAGGAGCAGCGCCUGAACCCCCACGAGGAGGUGGACAUGCCCGUCUUCUUCUACAUUGACCCGGAGUUCGACGAGGACCCGCGGAUGGCCCGCGUGGACACCAUCACGCUGUCCUACACCUUCUUCGAGGCCAAGGAGGGCCAGAAGCUCCCUCUGCCCGGGUACAGCUACAACUGAGGCUUCUGGUUCAAGUCAGAGACUCCCGUCUUUGAUCAGAAAAACAUGGACUUUUACUCUGAAAAUCUAAACAGGAAAACGUUUUGUGUGGAAAUUUUGAGUUUCAGGAAAAAAGGCGAAACCUAUUUUUUUAUUGCAGGAUUCAUGAAUAAGCAUCUUAUUGUAAUUAUAAUUACUACUGUUAUUCAUAUUAAUAUAUGAUAGAUUUGUGUUUAUUAAACUAGUGAUAACUUUGAAGCAGACUCCCUUUCUUCUUUCUCAGAGCAUCAGAUUAGUUUAUUUCUCCAGAACUCUAUAAAGCAGCUUCUGGAAAACCUUCUGACUCCAGCACAUGAAUCUCACAUGAUAUUUAAGUAAACGUCCUGCUGAGGUUUCAUUUUUCUAAGAAGAGAAAACGAUCGAUGCGUUUUGAACUUUAACUCAAUCUCUUGUUUGACAAACAAAACCUGAGACGUUGAGCUGCAAACUCGUUCUGUCUGAGAGACUCUAUGUAUGUACACGCAUUGAUGAGACUACAUACGCGCAGCAUGACUACUGCAGAUGAUUGAUCAAUAAAGGGCUUCUCUGUGCA